UAAAAGUGUAUACUUAUAUAAACUUUAGCAUUCUUUCUCAACAUUCUUUCUAACAAACACAUAGUGUCAUGACCCUCAGCACAAGGCUGGCUAAAUUAAUACCAAAACUUUUUUCAACACAUUUUGUUACUAUUAUUAUUAAUUUUAGCUGAUAAUGACACAAUAAUUUACAAAAACAAACACGCCAUUAAAGCUAAAAGACACAUUCUUUGUCUGAUAGAAUUUUUAAACGGUUGAAUGUAAAAUCACUUAUCACUCAACCUCAGGCAGUGAAUUCUGUUUAGUUGAUCUACAGCAGGUGGCAGCACAUGCCUAAUGCAAACCUGCCUUGAAAACUGCUAAUUAAGAUGACAGGACAGUUUUUUUUUUUUUAAAUCUCGGUUAUUAAAAUUUCCCCUUUAGCGUAUAACAGAGUAAAAAUGAAUACCUUACACCACUGAAACAUUAAAUUCGGCCUAAUGCAAUUCAAGAAUGCAAUAUAACCUAAAGCAUUUUUUUUUACAACUUCAGCUAACCAGGCGUUUUUCUUAAAAAGUUAGUUUUGAGCUUGUCAAAACAGUUCGGCAGUUUGUCUAUCGUUUACUAGCGGGUAACUGGUUAGUGCGUUAUGAAUAUUUGUUUCGGUUUAUUCAGCGGAGUCCUGAUUCCACCAAUCAGAUCGUAGCCCUCCAAACUUCCCACCAAUCAGGGCAGCUCCUGUAACUUUCACGCGCAGCUCGCGUCUGUCGCUCUGUUUUGAUCCGCGGUCUGUCUGUAGGUGGUGAAGCCUCUAUGGGGACACUUUUGUUUUUAUGCAAAUAUUUUCUUUUACAAACCGCGGCGCUUUUGUCAAAGCUCAGGUUUAUAUAGGGGGGAAUGAUGACAUCAUUUAUCUGCGGUUGAGGAAGCUGCCGUGUUUCUGAAGAGCCUCUUGAGACCGUCUAAGCCUCUGCCAUGAGUUGUUUGGAUGUUAUGUAUCAUCAGAGUUAUGGAGCUCAUCACUACUUGCCUGCGACAUCAUCAGCAGCGGCGGCAGCGGCAGCUUACAAAGCGGCUUACUAUCAUCAUCAUCAACAUCAUCAUCAUCAACAGCAGCAGCAGCAGCAGCAGAAGAAGUUCGGUGCCUACAGCAGGAUGGAUUCAGAGGAGUUUCCCUCUCACUGUGGCCAGAAUAAGCAGCCUGGAGCGCUGAAGCCCCGUCCCGAGCCUGAGCUUCCUCGAGAGGAGGAGCAGAACGCUGGGGAAGAGGAGCGCUGCAAGGAGGCGCAGCCCGCCGAGGCCGAGUACUUGAGUGCCAGGUGUGUGGUGUUCACCUAUUUCCGUGGAGACAUCGGGGAUGUGGUGGACGAACAUUUCUCACGUGCUUUGAGCCAGCCCAGCUCCUUCAGCAAUGAUGCUAAAACCGGCCGACUUCACUCUGGAGGACCGUGGAAAGGAAACUCCCACUCCGAGGGUCAGUGUGGCUCCGUAUCGUCGUCCCUGUGGGCUAGCGGUUACCCAUCUCAAACCAGCCCGUGUGUCUCCUCCUCUCAUCCUGACUUCCCCCACAGCGCCGCCUUCCACCCCGCAGACACUGGCAUCUGGAGCAGCCACAGCCUGGCCCCUCCUUCUGCUCUUACUGACUCUUGGCACUACGGCCUGGGAGCCCAGAGUGGAGCGGGAUACCCCCACGUACACGAGAUGUACCCUCACAUGCACCCCCGCCACCCACACCCCCACCGCGUGCUCCAUCACGCUCACAGCCCCGUGCUGGACCCCCGCUUCAGCCCCCUUCUGCUACCCAGUGUAAGAGCGUCAUGCAGUCCGACGUCCUACACAGACGCCAUCAAAACAGAGCUGGAACCGAGCAGCAUCCCGGCACCUAACUGGCCCGUUUCUUUCCACGGGUCGGUGGACAUCUAUGAUACAGCACCAGAGCAAGACAAAGCGAAGGCCAGUGCCUGGUUCUGACAGAGAAGAUUCACUGGACUACAUGCCUUAGACUGGACCACACUCUUCUGCAUGUGGAGUCUUUCCUCAGAGGACUGUCUUGGGAACUAUUCAGGGGGUAGAUCAGUCUCUAUCAGUGAGACAAGCACAAAAACAGCUUUGGGGAAGACUAGUGUUUUUGUAAAGCAUACCAUCCUGUCUGAGAUUGUGCGCUCAUGGACAGAUAUCCAAUUCAGGACGCUUCUUCUCCCAUCUGGGCUUUCCUGUAUGGAUGCUAAACAUCCCAAAUGAGGUUUAAGAGGUAUAUCUUUACACAAAGGAGGUUUUCUCGACAUGGUUGAUGCUUUAGAACUGCGUUUAUGUACUUGCACAGGUUCUGUUGAAAGAACUGAUUGUAUUAGUACAGUACAAGGCAGAAAUGUGUUGAAUGUCUGAGGAAAUCUUUAUUUACUUUAAUAUAUUUGUCUAAAAUAGUCUCGUGACUUUACUGAUUGGUGUUUUCUGUUUGUAAUAUGUGUUAAUAGAUUAUUUUUUUGAUGUCAAAUCGUCUCGCCUUUGAGGAAUUCGUUUUACUGCCUUACAUGAACUGCUAAGUUUUAUUGGCAAACAACCUUGUUUUUGUUUUGGAUGGAUUUAUUAAAUCAUUACAGUGGUUACUGUCCCUUUAAA
This is a messenger RNA of Pimephales promelas (fathead minnow), 2577 nucleotides long. The record is from RefSeq and is a predicted model, not a curated record. NCBI's taxonomy places the organism in Eukaryota, Metazoa, Chordata, Actinopteri, Cypriniformes, Leuciscidae.